AUGACGGAGGUGCAUUUCAAGUACCAUGGAAAUCUCACCGGCCGGGCCCAUUUCCCUACCCUGGCGACAGAGGUUGACAACACUUCGGAUAAGUAUUCCAACCUCUACAUGUACGUGGGCUUAUUCCUGAGCCUCCUGGCCAUUCUCCUCAUCCUGCUCUUCACGAUGCUUCUUCGGCUUAAACAUGUCAUCUCACCCAUCACUUCCGAGAGCACGGAAAGUGUUCCUCAAUUCACAGAUGUAGAGAUGCAGAGUCGAAUCCCCACUCCUUAAAGCCAGGAUGAAUAUAAGCUUUCUUGGAUCUCAUUAAACCCUUGCAUGUUGACGUCCAGGAAAGCUUAUUUUGUUGCAUGUGGCUUCCCAUGUAGGGAAUCAACAAGUUGUCUAUUUAACAAGGUAUUCAUGAUUUUUUUGUGCUGUUCUUGGUUCUGCUUGUGGGAUAUCUAAAAGGUUUAAGACUCAUUCUUUGCCAGGAAUAAAGGAAAUGGCAGCUGGUUGGGAGGGCAGGUUUCCAUAGUAACCAAAGAGAGCCUGGGCCUUGAGCAAACCUCAGACCACAGAAAU
This is a messenger RNA of Nyctereutes procyonoides (raccoon dog), 564 nucleotides long. RefSeq names its product serine rich and transmembrane domain containing 2 (gene SERTM2). The transcript has a single exon. Bases 1 to 273 code for a protein of 90 amino acids. Lineage: Eukaryota; Metazoa; Chordata; Mammalia; Carnivora; Canidae. Gene Ontology annotation, cellular component: intracellular membrane-bounded organelle. The record is from RefSeq and is a predicted model, not a curated record.